This is a messenger RNA of Anthostomella pinea, 195 nucleotides long. The record is from the annotation of a GenBank genome assembly. NCBI's taxonomy places the organism in Eukaryota, Fungi, Ascomycota, Sordariomycetes, Xylariales, Xylariaceae.
AUGAAACGCCAGAUCUUCGGCCUCACCAGGAUAGCGGCCUCCACUUGUGGAUGUAGCGCGGCUCGAGCCCGGGAGGUAUACACCAAAGUGGUACAAAGCGCCAUCGCCUUUGGCGCGACGGCGUGGCAUACGCCAUCGGAGGGCAACCAGGCCCGAGGGCUAGCGAGGAAGAUGCUCACCACGCAAGCGGCGUAA